This is a messenger RNA of Beta vulgaris subsp. vulgaris (sugar beet), 1664 nucleotides long. Its product is annotated as aluminum-activated malate transporter 2. Bases 148 to 1527 code for a protein of 459 amino acids. Lineage: Eukaryota; Viridiplantae; Streptophyta; Magnoliopsida; Caryophyllales; Amaranthaceae. The record is from RefSeq and is a predicted model, not a curated record. Gene Ontology annotation, cellular component: plant-type vacuole membrane. Gene Ontology annotation, biological process: malate transport. The transcript is spliced from 6 exons.
GCUUCUGUUGCUUGCCUUCCACUGAUCUCGUGCUCAUCUUCUCAAAAAAAAAAAAUCUGCUAAAAAAUAUCGAGAAGCAGCAAAAUAAAGGCCAAAACGAUCAAAAUCGAGUCUAAUAUUGUCAUUUCAUAUCAAAAUAGUGAGAAUAUGGGUUGGUUUAGCCGAGCAUGCCAAUAUGUAAUGUCUUUGUUUAAGAGAUUAAAGGAUAAUAUUGUCAACUUUGCCCUUGAGGCCAAAAAAUUAGGAAAAGAUGAUCCUAGAAGGAUUUUCCAUGCCUUAAAAGUUGGCUUUGCAAUCACAGUUGUUUCCUUGUUUUACUAUUUCCAACCUCUCUAUGAUGGUUUUGGUGUCUCCGCUAUGUGGGCUGUUAUAACUGUCGUAGUUGUUUUCGAGUUUACCGUAGGCGCAACAUUAGGGAAGGGUUUAAAUAGGAUGAUCUCGACAUGUGUAGCAGGGUUUCUAGGGGUGUUAGCUCAUUACUUGGCGGAUCUAUCAGGGGAUAUAGGGGAGCCCAUUUUACUUGCUCUCUUUGCCUUUAUAGUAGCUGUGAUAUUGACAUUCAUGAGGUUUUUUCCAAAGUUGAAGGCAAGAUAUGACUAUGGACUUAUGAUCUUCAUCUUAACAUUUUCUUUGGUGGCCGUAUCUGGGUAUCGAGAUGAUGAGGUGAUAAAAAUAGCGCAACAAAGAUUGUCGACGAUCAUCAUAGGAAGUUGCAUCGCCAUGCUUAUUUGCAUACUCAUUUCCCCUGUUUGGAUGGGAACUGAAUUGCAUAAUCUCAUUGCUUCUAAUAUUGAAAAGCUUGGCAACUUCUUAGAAGGAUUUGGAACUGAAUACUUGGAAACAAACGGUGAAAAGGCAAAGGAAGAGAAGUCUUUCCUUCAACAAUACAAAAGUGUUCUAGGUACAAAAAGCACUGAAGAGACCAUGGCAAACUUAGCUUCAUGGGAGCCUAGCCAUGGUAAGAUCAAGUUUCGUCAUCCAUGGAAACAAUACCUGAAGAUUGGAGCCUUAACUAGACAUUGCGCCUACAGAGUUGAUGCUCUCAAAAAUUGUCUUUAUUCCGACAUUCAACAAGUAACACCAGAAUCUCAAGAGAAGAUGAAAAAAGCAUGCAAAAGAUUGAGCAGCGAAUUAGGCAAAGUACUGAAAGAAGUAGGUACAGGGAUGAAGAAGAUGAAGAAGACAUUAACAGUAAAAGAACACUUGACCCAUACAAAAUCAGCAGCUCAAGAGUUAAAAACCUUGCUUGAAGACAGAAGUUUAUGGGAAAGUUUAAAUCUUUUAGAUGCUUUACCAGCAUUAACAGUUGCUUCAAUACUUAUUGAUAUUGUAGAUUGUGUAGAAAAUAUAUUAGAGGCAGUACAUGAGUUGGCCUCCAUGGCAGAUUUUAAGACCAUGGAUAGUGUAGUAGUCCCAGAAAAAGAACUCUCCGAGAUUAUUGUUGUUGGAGAUGUCACUGAUGAUAAGAAUAAUGUCGCAGAAAAAGGGACUUCAUCAGCAGAAUCUGAAAGAAAGAGUUCCCCAUAAAUAUUAUAUAUGUGUAGCUGUCUAAGUGUACCACUGUUACUUCUAAGUUAUCAGUGCUGAUGGAGAGCUAUAAAUAACUCAUUAAUCAUCAUUAGUAACUCUUAAUAAUAUUCAAUUUGUUCUUUAUGAUCAUAUAA